UAUAUUUAGUAUUGUGUAACCCAAAUCGUAUCCGUAUGCAAAAUGGCGGUAUUAGUACAACGCAAUUUUGAAAUGAAAAUAAAGCCGGAAUAUACAUCUGUUAGUGACUUUUAAUCGACGUUAAUUAUUUAACCAGUUUCAGAUCUGGAUCAAAAUGUCAACUACCGGUACUGAACGACAUUGUAGGCUUUGUCUCAUGCUUAAUCAAGGAGGGCCACAAGCAUGUCAUCAUCUGCUUUUAAAGCGUGUCAAAGAACUUAGUCCAAAAGAUCAUGAUCCAUAUCCAUGGACUAUUCAGCAAUUUUUGGACACAAAAAAGCAAACAAUAAUAAAAUCAAAGCUGUCUAAGGACAAGUUCAAAAUCUUGUUUCCAAACGACGGUGACACCGUACUUACAAAUUGGGAUUUAGCACUUUAUUGCACAGUUUUAACAUUAUACUGUGAUCUUAAGCCUAUUAUUCGGUUAGAUGUUGAGCAACUACGAAAUCUACGGAAUGAGCUUUGCCACAUGAACGAACCAAACAUAUCUGUUUCUGAUUAUAAAGACAAACUUGAAAUGAUUCAAGUCAUAAUUUGUCGACUGGUGAAAAAAAUAGAUGAGCAUAAUGUGAAGAUCGAGAUAGAAAAUGUCAUCAAAAGUCUAGAAAGUGCAACUCUUUCACUUGAUGAAACGCUUAAAGAAAUGCAUGCUUUCUAUAUGAUGGAAAUGGAUAUUCGUGAAAAACUUGACCAUGUUGAGGAAAGAAUUUUACAAAGGCUUGAACAAUUUGAUGAUAAGUGGGAAUUUAUCAGUAAGGUACUUGGCGAAAAAGAGGAUUCAAGAAUCAAUACAGCUACGAACAAUGGUCUAGUUCCUGGCGUUAACAUUUUUCUUGAUCUUAAAAAUGUCAAUGAUGAAGAAGAAGAAAAUAUGUCAGAUGUUUUACAACAGCUGUUUGAUGAGGUCAUACAUGAGGACAAGGAUUUCAAAUCUAGCAUACCUGCAGAUUCAUAUGUAAGACUGAGGGGGGCAAUCGAGAAAACAUUUAAAAGAUUUCUUUCGAAAGGCUGGAGAAUUACACGCGUUAAACACGAAUGCAUACAACUACAUAUUGAGUGUACCAAUUUUACAGCGCUAGCUGCUUUGUUUAGAGAACAAACACAGGGACUCAUAGACCAGCAACUGACAGAAUUAAACGAGGCAUUAACCGAGUGCGUGUCUGAGAAAAUGCUGCUCUUAGAAACUACCAUUUAUACAGACGAAUUAUGGAAUGUAAUAGAUAAAGCAAUCUCAUGUGUCGAAGGUGUUUUAAAAGAACACAAUAUCGACAUGGCGACCCAAAGUGACAACGCACAACUUCUCGGUGAUGAUAUCAGAAAGCAUUCAUUAUCAUUAUCAGCUGAAAAAGUUGGGUCGGAUGGUAGCGGGUCAUUCGAGGGAGACUGUAACUAUAAGCUAGAAACUUUUCUACAGUUACUGAAAGCAGAACUGAAAUCAGAAUUCCACACUCCGAAUCUAUUAAUCCAAGCAAAUUGCUCGACAAACGUGAAUCACGAAUCUAACGAUUCAAGCAUCGGCAACAAAGUUGAAUUACCGGAAGAAAAUACGCAAACAAUAAGAAGUGAUCAUCAGAGUCCGAAAUUCGAUAAAAAAAGAAAAGGAACAUAUUAAAUCUUUUCAAGACGAAGAAGUCGAAUAUGUCGAGAGAGUCUUUAAAGAGUUAUCAUUGAAAGAUAUAGAGCAACAGCAGAUGGGGACACUUGUUAAACAAGAAGAACACAGCAGUGGGGAAAAGAUAGAAAUUGCAGGUCAAGUAAGAAAGGAUAUUUCAACGGCAAUAUCCUCGGCGAGUACAGCAACUGAUUUGAAGGAAGUGGAAACAGAAGGUGCCUUACACAAGAAUACGUUACAUGCAAUCUUGAAUUCGUUAAAUGCUAUAUCAGUUUACCUUGAACUGGCCAGUCUUACGUUGAUUGAAAGGGAUCCCUCAUUAUUGGACAACAUAUAUAUGGUAAUAUCAGAAGUACGAAUCCUUGUUGGUGCCAUUUUUUGGACAAUUGUAGACUAUGCAUAUUACAUGGAAGACAGUUUGCAUCAUUUGGCGUUACACAGAUUAGUAAGGGCACGUUUUAUCUUAUUGUUGUCUUCUACUUUACAUAAUAAUCACUUCGUAAUUUAAAUAAAGCACAGAAUAGUCUAAUGUUAGUUUUAUGUACGAAAUUGUGUUUUUCAUUUGCAAGAGAAUACAUACUAGGUAUAAUAAUAUUUUUGUUAAACUGGAUAGAUAUUCUUUUUAGCAUUGACAAGGUCAGUGAAAGAAAUUCGAUUGUGCAAGUUGUAAUACCCAAAACAAACACUGUUGUAAUUUGUGCUUGUAUGACACACAUGACAAAUAACAUGUGAAUAUUUAUUCAAUUUAAAAACGUUACUCACGGCUAUCUCAAAUUCCUGUCCACAAAUAAUAUCUUCGAAACAUUUAAGUUCAGUUUGGAUGUGCAAUGAUGAGCCAUUAUCAGCAAAUACACACUGAUGACAAUAUUAUGGCAAAUUGCUGAUUUGAUUGCGUUAUAAAACGGAAUGCGAUGAAUAGCAACAUCAUAUGUUUUUACCUUUUAAUUAAAUAAAAGAGUUUUACAAGUUUCAUGGCCUAUUCAAAUUUUAAUCAUAUGUAAAUUCAAUCAAUUUGAUAAUCAGUAUAUUGACUUUUCUACACAUAAAAUAGAUAAUCACAAACACUUUCAAAAGAUUAUCUGAUGCAGAAUAUCAAAUCGUCAUAAUCAGUUUUGAUGUCAAUCAUUCCAUAAUAGCCUGGCACGGAACAGUGUUGUGAAUAAUUUAAAAGCCUGGUAGGUUUUGUCUAUCCAAUCUCAAGGUCAAAGGAAGAUAAACACUAAAGUUAAAAAAUGUGUCACUGCUAUAAAUCAGUAUUUAUAUUUUUUCGACAGAGAAAAGGGUUAAACUUGCCUUAACAAUCUAACAUAAGAUACGAAGAUUUUUUAAAAAAGUAUCUAGUUUAGAAUUAUUGAAACUGAUUGGUUGUAACCGUAGCAUAGUUCAUUAACAAUAAUAUCAAAAGACAAGUAGCAACUUCUAGUUUUGUGCUCCAACAUUUAAAUAUACAAGGACAAAGUUUAAAAUAAGACCUAUCCGCGACAAGCGCAUUCCAAAUUUUUAAAUGCUGGAUAGUCGAAAAAAACAUUCAUCACAGAAAAGGGCAUCAAUCU
Ruditapes philippinarum (Manila clam) is the source of this 3204-nucleotide messenger RNA. RefSeq lists its product as uncharacterized. The record is from RefSeq and is a predicted model, not a curated record. Bases 155 to 1651 code for a protein of 498 amino acids. The transcript is spliced from 8 exons. Lineage: Eukaryota; Metazoa; Mollusca; Bivalvia; Venerida; Veneridae.